AGGCGUUGCCAAAAACUAGGACACCUGAGGUGACCUCGCUGCGAUCUCGUUCCCAGGUCAUAAUUAGGUCCAAGAUGGCGGCGGUUCGUUUGGGCGGAAGUGUCUUUUCUGCUCUCAGUUUUCAACAAGUUUGCAGCCACUCCGAUCAGGUGGGCCUGUUGUUUGGUGAAGUCAGUGUGCAGGUUAAGGACUCCAUUAGUGACUCACACAUCAACUCCAAGACAACAGAGAAAACCAUAUGUGUGCUAUCCCACCUGCCAUGUAACCUACCGCUCAGCUCCAACCUGACAACAGAAAGUAUCAGCAAGGCUAUAAAUGAAGUGGCCUGUGACAGAGAAAAGAAUAUAGUGGGCUGGUACAGGUUUCGCAGGAACUCUUCGCCAGAACCGUCGUUAUGGGAACGGAUCGUCCACAAAAAGCUGUCAGAAACAUUGAAAGCUGAGGAAAACAUGCUGUUCUGGCUGUUUACUUACCAGUCCAGCGGUACCGUGUCAACACAUGUUACAGACUAUACUUUAUACCAGCAGAAAGAUAGGAGAUUGCAGGCCAUUCCCCACGCUGUGGUGAACCUUGGGGACACGUCACAUGACCACUAUCGAAUGAGCUCGGCAGGAGCGCUCAGCACAGAUUUAGGCAUGCUUGGAGUAUUUAAGAAAUACAGGGACCGUCUUGUGGAUGGUGAAGGUCAACUUUGUGAAGUUUCCAUCAUGAACCAGAUGAACUCAGCUCUUCAGGCACAGCUCAUGGGUCUAUGUGACUCAGUACACCAAGGGGAGAAGGAGGCAAGUGUUCUAGAAGAACAGGUAGCCCAGUUGCAAAGUGUUUUGAGGAAAGCAAUGGAACAAAAAGAACAGCAACAACCAAGUGUGCUUAUCCCAGAAAAGGUUGACAUUAGCAAAACAGAGCAACUGGAAGCAGGGCAUGUAGCAGCUGAUGGGAGAGAUGUUGCCAUGGAAACAGAUGAGAAAAUCAGCCCAUUGGCUGAUCAGCUGAGGAAAAUUGCAGGGCAAGCAAAAGAUGUUACAAUGGAAAACAGGAAAACACCAAAGAUGGACAGGAAGGAGGUUAGGAAGGAGUCUGAACCAAGAACGAGAAGGAAAAAUAGGAAGAGCAGUGAGACAGAGAAGGGGAGGGAGGGAGACUCUUUUAGCAACCUUGUGUCAGAGAUGAGGUCAAAGGUUCAGACACCAGGUACUCAAAGGCAGCACAGCAGGCAGAGAGGCAGCAGGCAGAUCCAGGAGGAAGAACCCAUGGAGUCCGGUAUGUCCGACAACAUAGACAGUGAGACUGACAUUGAGACAGAAGACUCCCAAAAGAGCUCACAAUCAACCAGGAAGGAUGAGGAGGUGCAACUUGUGUCAAGUGAUGAUGAGACAGACAUGGAGACAUCAAGCUCACCUGUGUUUUAAGAUUUUGUAUAAAAGGUUUUAAGAAUGAUUGGAUACAAGUCGUACAAUAUGUGAUAUCAAGGCUACAGUUAAGGUUCAGACUGAUUUGGGAUUCCAGUUGAAGACACAAUUUUUGUACAUAGUGCAUUCAUCAUGUGUUACAUGUACAUCAUCAGUGUCAUGAAGUUUUGCUCAAUUGUCUUGGAUAUUUUUCAGGGUUAGUUCUAUAAUGUUCUAUUGUAUCAUGUCAGUGACAGUGAUGUUGAAGAGAUCCUGUGCAAAAUUGUAAACUGAGUCACCAAGUCUCUACUUUAAGUAACUGCCGUUCUUUGAAUUCUAGUAAGGAAAUCAACUUAUAGAGGAUUAGCCAUGAAAGAAACCAUGAACGAACAUUUGGGCCACAGGAGUUGCAAGGGCAAAUGUGUGAUCAAGGUUGUUCCAGAGUAUACUGUAUGAUGGAAAACAUGUCCCCCUGCCUUCCAUUGUGUGCUCUAUAUUAUAGCAUCCCACGGUUAUAGAGUUAUGGUGUUAUUGAGAUGGAAUCUACUCAGAUUUACUGUUUGAUUGGAAGUCAGUAAGUAACAGAACAUAGAA
Messenger RNA from Branchiostoma floridae (Florida lancelet), 1982 nucleotides. RefSeq names its product BRISC complex subunit Abraxas 2-like. Gene Ontology annotation, biological process: protein K63-linked deubiquitination; attachment of spindle microtubules to kinetochore; mitotic spindle assembly. Bases 75 to 1409 code for a protein of 444 amino acids. The transcript has 8 exons. NCBI's taxonomy places the organism in Eukaryota, Metazoa, Chordata, Leptocardii, Amphioxiformes, Branchiostomatidae. Gene Ontology annotation, cellular component: nucleus. The record is from RefSeq and is a predicted model, not a curated record. Gene Ontology annotation, molecular function: polyubiquitin modification-dependent protein binding; microtubule binding.